UGUAGACCUUCUCCAUAAUUUGUACAUCUCUACAGAAGCAGGGUGCCCAAAACAAGAUGCAGUGCUCCAGGUGGAACCUCACCAUAGCCUUGAACAAUCAGGUGAUGAGCAUCCUGAGCAACCCCAGCGGGGUUCCUCCGCAGCCCCAGGCUGACUUCUCCAUCUCUCCCCUUCACGGUGGCCUGGACACCACCAACUCCAUCUCUGCCAGCUGCAGCCAGCGGAGUGACUCCAUCAAGUCCGUGGACAGCCUCCCGACCUCGCAGUCCUACUGUCCUCCCACCUACAGCACCACCAGUUACAGCGUGGACCCAGUGGCUGGAUACCAGUAUGGGCAGUAUGGACAAACUGCUGUUGAUUAUUUGGCCAAGAACGUGAGCCUGUCCACGCAGCGCAGGAUGAAGCUGGGAGAACAUUCGGCCGUUCUGGGGCUCCUACCAGUAGAGACAGGCCAAGCUUACUGAAGAGCCCAACCGUGCCAACAACCCACUCCAGCAACUCGGUACCACUGGAGAAACACUACCAGCCUUCCAGGGAUCUGCCUGUACCCGGACCCUACUCCUUCCCAACUCCCUUCCACCUCGCAUCAACUUGAGAAGGAGACGGGAAAGAUGGGGAGGGCUCUCCAAGAAUCCAGCUCCUCCCAGAGUGCUCAGAGGCAAGCCUGGCCUCAUUGACCUGAAUUCUGUGGCCAGAGACAAUAGGUUGGGUACAUUUAUUAACCCCGAGUUCAUGCCCUCCCUCCACCUGGCCAUGGCGUUUUGCCCACGCUUAAGGACUUUCCAUUGAUCUAGGUAGUUGGCAUAGUCAAAGCCAAAUUGAUCUUUUCUUUUUGUUUCCUUUUCUUUCCAUUGGUGUAAAUUUGGUGAAUGUUGUAUAGGAAGGAAUAACCAAGCUGACUGUUAAGGAUGAUGUAAUUUGGGACCACAGAAGACCUAUGGACCAAAUAUAAGAACUUGUUUUAAACAAAAAACAACAACAACAACAACAACAACAAAAAACAGCAUCAUGAACACAAGAAAUAUGAACAAACACACAAAGACAAACAAAAAGCUCAAACGUAAAUUAAAGAGACAACAAAUGUCCCCACCCCACUCUACCCCUCUGUUCUCACUGAUGGCUUCCCAAAGCAGGGCCAAAGCAGGCCAGAUUGCUGCUAAGCAGGGGCAGGGUGGAUGUCCGUCCAGCCUGGGACCUUCGGAAGGUGUAAAUGUGAAUUGCUGCAUGAGGACGGGAGAUUUGGGCACAGGCACGAGCAACAUUUACGUUUCCUCAUAGGGACCAAGUUUGACCUGGUUAUCACCAAAAGGACACGGGCAUCAGAUAGUGGCAGAAGAUGUGGUAGCAAACUCUGGCCAGAGAGAGGGCAUCAGAUACAGAUGACUACUGUGGAGCUUUUGCCCUUGCAAUCAACAAGGGUGAGGACUGUCGUGGCCCUUCCAUCCUUCAGUGGGAGAGAAGUUGGCCAUAAAGAGCAAAAACAGUGGAGAGAAGGAAGAGUCAAAGGUGUUUCAGAGGGUCAGUGUGCAGAAUUGGGUUCUGCUGCAAGGUUCCACCUGAAUGAAAAUGGGGCUGCACGGUCAGACGAGUUCUGCUCCAGCACGUGCUUCUAGGCCCAGGUUGUUACAGACACUUCUGCUGUGCCCUUUUUUUCUUACUGCUGUUUCUUCAGUUCUUUCCAAAUAAUCCGACGUUGUUUUUGCAGCUGAAACAACGUUUUCCUGGGGAACCCCCCCCUGCCUUGCCCCCGCCUCAUUUAUCACGAACCUCCAAGCUGCUUUUUCCUGAGCCAUGUGGGCAAAUACCUGUCGGGACCAAAGCCGAAUUUUGCUUCUUACAUUGCUCAGUGUCCUUUCAGACCCAUAUACAGCAUUGAUCAGCUUUGCUGCAUGUGGGUGAUGGAGCCUACAUUCCUAAAAGUGUGCUAACACACCAGCUUGGCCAUUCUGCUAGUCACGCCAUCCCCAGUUUGUGCCAGUCUGAGGUCUUGGUAAGCAACACAAGCUGCUGCUCUUGAGCUGAUCAAAGGGAGAAAUCCCUUCUGAACUCCAGUCCUAGCUUAACUGUUAUUCCCAAGUCACCUUCUGUGACUGCCGUGUCAGAACAGGGGGUUCUAGGGCAAGAACAAGGGUGUCUGUGUUGGACACGAGCAUAGGGGUCAAUGCCAGAAACACCCAUUUGCUAAACAACCCACUCUUUAACAAGAGGCCAACAAUCCCCACUACUUCACACUGAAAUUUCUGACCAAAUGCAUUCCUCGCUGCCUGCAAAACUAGAAGGAAAGUUUCAGUUUGUCACGAGAAUCGCUCCCGCUAGCAAAAUCCUACCAGCUCUCUUCUCCCCACUCCAUCCUAUCUCCCAGCCGUGCAUCCCAGCCCACCUCCCAACCACCCCCGAGGAGCGGUGCACAGAACCCCACCAAUUAAAGUCUUAAAUAGAGGGAGCACCGCAGAAACCUGUUUGCCGUUCACCUUCACCUGAAAGUCCGUGAGUACCCGGGCACUGCUGUAAAUAGAGUUUGUAGGGGAAUCCAGAUCGCCCCGCUAGCACCCAUAGCUGUUCUCUGACCUUUCCCUCGUGGUCGCACUUUGUACAUUAGUUGGAAAUUUGGUCAUGUGCUGUAUGUUUAUAGAAAGUUGACUUUUUUUUUUCCUUUCUUCCUUUUUUUUUUUUUAAAUACUAAAAACACAGUGAGUGCCGUGCUAGUUAAAGAAAAAUAUAUUAAAAAAAUUUAAAAAA
This is a messenger RNA of Meleagris gallopavo (turkey), 2739 nucleotides long. The record is from RefSeq and is a predicted model, not a curated record. NCBI's taxonomy places the organism in Eukaryota, Metazoa, Chordata, Aves, Galliformes, Phasianidae.